Acyrthosiphon pisum (pea aphid) is the source of this 1213-nucleotide messenger RNA. It is a transcript of the gene Spase22-23, whose product is annotated as Signal peptidase complex subunit Spase22-23. The record is from RefSeq and is marked provisional. Lineage: Eukaryota; Metazoa; Arthropoda; Insecta; Hemiptera; Aphididae. Gene Ontology annotation, biological process: protein targeting to ER. Gene Ontology annotation, cellular component: signal peptidase complex; membrane.
CAUUAUCCAUCACCCGUUAAAACGAAAAAGUGUGUACGUAUUUAAUUUUUUGUGAUGUUCUUCUUAAACUGAGCGCUUUAGUACGUAGUGUUUUAUUUGUAGACCAUUGAAAAAUCGUUUGUCAGACAAAAUCAGCUACCCAUGCAUUCAUUACUGUCCCGGGGCAACUCGGUGCUGGCCUACACGCUGAGCGUACUCGUUACUCUGACGUUCGCAUGUUUUCUUUCCACCAUAUUGGUCGAUUACCGGACUGGUACUGAGAUGCAGACUCUCAAAAUUGAAGUGAAAAACUUACCGGAGUAUGGGGUAUCCAAAAAGAUCAAUGACUUGGGUCACAUAACAUUCAACCUUGAUACAGAUCUCACUAGCCUAUUCAAUUGGAAUGUUAAACAAUUGUUUGUUUACAUGACAGCAGAAUAUGAGACACCUACAAACACUUUGAAUCAAGUAAUUUUGUGGGACAAGAUUAUUUUGAGAGGAGAAAACUCCAACUUGCGCCUUAAAAAUAUGAGAACGAAAUAUUACUUUUGGGAUGAUGGUAAUGGUUUAAGAGGAAAUAAAAACGUGACUUUAACCCUGUCCUACAACAUCAUACCAAAUGUGGGGCGACUGCCAAUUGUGGGUGCCAUCGGAUCUCAUACAUUUAGUUUUCCUUCACAAUAUACACGAUGAUCACACAACAUUGUUCCUGAUUUGAAUAUAUGAAUAUAAUAUUAUGUUAUAUGUUAAUGUAUUAAUUAAUUAAUUAAUUGUUUUCUCUUCAAAAUUAUUUUAUGAUUAUCUAAAUUUAAGUCCAAAUGAUUGUGUUCAUGAUUUGUUUGUAUUUCCUAAAUUAUUAUAAUGACACAAUUAAUAAUGGCAUUUUAAUUAAAUAUUUUAAGAGUACUUUGAUAUAGCUAUCAAUGGUAAUGUUUUAAGUUUACGUAGAUGCCAAAAUCGUGUCUGGUUCUUUUUCUGCAGACAGAUCACUGGAUAUUUUCAAUAGUUUUCUAAGUGUCUGUAAAAAAAAAAUUAUAUAUAUAUAUAAUAUAUCCAACAAUUAAACCAAAAAAAUAUUAAAAUUAUAUGAAAUUGAGUUAAAUCGCAAUUUCCUAAAUAAUUUUUCAUAAUUAAUAUUAACAACAAGACAAUGUACAUAUUUUCAAGUAUUUAACUUUAUGUUAUACACAUAUUUUUCUGAAUGAUUGAAUUAUUAAAUUCAUUAAUUAAAAAA